Molecule: messenger RNA, 2704 nt
Organism: Amaranthus tricolor (Joseph's coat)
Lineage: Eukaryota; Viridiplantae; Streptophyta; Magnoliopsida; Caryophyllales; Amaranthaceae
Exons: 11
Coding region: 325-2379 (684 amino acids)
Source: RefSeq, a predicted model, not a curated record
CCUUUUUGAUCUCAUUUUCCGGGCCAAGAUUAUUCUGCGGAGGCGCGGAGCACAGUGUUUGGGUUCGAAUUUGGAGCGAAGAAUUUGCGUUUUUAGAAGUCCUACACUUUCACAUGGCGCGCAACUCAUUAUUUUCAAAAUUAAAAUAUUUUAAUUAUUUAGUUUCUCCCUCCAUUCCUAAAUUCCAAUUCUUUCCCUAAACCAUUUACGAUUACUGCAUUCAGAAAUCACAAUCACAAUACAUUUUGAUUCUUGCUCUAUUUCAAUUUCACCUUCAGAUUCCUUCUCUCUUUCUCCCUUUCCUCAACUCUUUUCUGCGAGAUAAUGGAAACUGAAACUGAAUUGGAUCAUUUGGAAGACGAUAAUUCCAUGGAAAUCAAUAUUCCUUCAUCUUCUGCUUCUAAAUCCGACCAAAAACCCGAUGAAUUGGGAAAAGAGAAUGAAUUUGAUGAUGGGAUAGCUCCUUUGUUUUCGGAAUUUAAUCAGUUGCCUGCUAAAAGGGUUUUAGAUUUUGAUGAUAUUGGUGACGUUGGUGGGUUAUCUGAAGGUAAUGCCGAUUUUGAUUCAGAUAAGAAAAGGAAAAAUUCUGUAGAUUUAGAUGAUGGUUCUGUCAAACAGAAGAAGAAAAAGCCUGACAGUAGUCUUCCAUCCAAAACCCAGAAAUCUAACAAGGGAAAAUCAGAUCGAAAGGAGAAGAAAGAUAGAAAAGCACGUACAGCCCAGCAUGUUGAUUUCCAAAGGGUUAUGAGAGAAAGGAAAAAUGUGGGUUUUAGGCCUACACCAAUGGUUGAAAAAUCCAUUUCAUCUGUAUUGGAAAAGAUCAGACAAAGGAAGAUGGAGGUGUCCAAAAAAUUGAUGGUUUCUAAGAAGAUUGAGCUAGAUGAGGAUUCAGAGGAAGAUGAUUAUAUUACUGAGAUACUGAAUAAUAGACCCCAAAAAACAGUGGAAAUCGGCACAAGUGAUGCUUCCCUGAAUAAGACAAGUGAAGAUAAAUCCCAUUCAAUUGAUGAGCAAACUAAUAUUGAUAUCGAUCCUCCGAAGGAUGAAACAGCUCAGUCGUUUCGUGCUCCACUCAAUGACACCCAGGAUCUGUUUGUGGAUUCUGAAAAGAUUGAUUCACAAGGCGACCAUUCAAACGAGUCUAGCUCUUCUGCUCAAGAUACUGCUCCAUCAGUCCCAUCACUGAACUUACUGCUUGAUUCUGCUUUUGCUGAUGACAUAUCUUCCAGUGACGAAGAAAGUGACAAGGAGAAUAUUGAACCCCAACCAAAACCCUUAUCAAAAGGAAGUUCCACUGCUACUGCUAAUCUUGUAAAGGAUUUUUUGGAUGAGGAAGCUGUAGAAGAUGAUAGUGAUGAUCUCUUCGAAGACAAGGAUGAGGAAGAAGCUUCUGACAUGGAAGAAAACUGUGAUUACAUUGUUAGCAAUGUGGUAGAAAAGCAAAUUGAUCAUGAAAGAAACAAUCAAUAUCAUCAGCAGUGGCAACAGCAGCAAGAUGAAGCUAGAACAGAAAAACUCUUACAGAAACUAAACUGUGGUAUAAAACAGAAGGAAGCAUCCUCUCUUUAUGAAGAUGAUGCUGAUAAAGCAGAUGAUGAACGAGAUGAAUCUGAUAAGGAUGUUGCUUCUCAUAAAGAUGAAGAUGAAUCCGAUGAUGAUGUUUCUGAGGAAGAUGCAGAAGGUUAUAUUGCCUCAGGUGUAACUACAAAAAAGCUAAGGCAAAUGAUUCCACAAAUGUUUACAGAUAAAGACGAUAUGUAUGUGUCUUCUGAAGGCGAAGAAACGGAAAGAAGUUUGUCUAAUAAGAAAGUCAUGAUUCAGAAAAGGGGUUCAGAAGGCCAGACGAAACUUUUGUCUACGUCAAUGGAAACAUCUAGCGAAGUGUUUGCUCGCAUAAAAAAGCUGAAUGUCGUUACUGAAGCUAAGAAGAAAGCCAAAACAUCAUCAAUUUUCAAUGCUGUCCUAUCUGAAGGUAGCAGGAGUAAUUCUUCGAAGUCAUUUCUUCUACGAGGUCGAUCAUCCAGCUAUCCAGGGACAUCAAACCGAAAGCAAGGAUCAAAAACUAGAAGAUCUUUUAUAUUUGGACGAGACGACAGCAAUAGUAGAAGUGCAAUGUCAAUGCCUGAAGACUGCUCUGAUUUGGGACAGGGUGAAAAAGAAAAUGAAGUAAAGAAAAACAGUUCAGGAAAAUAUAAUAGGAGUAGCUCUCAAGCUAAAAGGAGUACACAAGAUAGAGAAAUGGAAGGAGGAACAUCUUCCAGUGGGACAUCGUCACUGUUUGACAUGCUCAAAUGCCCUUCGGUUAAUGAUACUUAUGAUACAAGUGCCGUUGAUCACCAAGCUCUUUUUGCUGCUUUUAAAUCAGUUAAAAAAAGAUAGAAAGAUUAUGGGAACAUCCUUAUUCCGUAUUCCUUAUUCCUAUUAUGGUGUAUGGUAUGCUUGAGACUUUUUUUGUAUAGUUCAUUUUGUGCUACUUUUAUUGAGUUUGUUAUAUUAUGCAAAUCAAAAUGAGUUUUUAGAGCGAACUACCAAACCAAAUAGAAUGGAAAAAGCGUUCUAAGCAUAUUUUCUGAGUUAUUCUUGUGAGAGACCAUUUUUCGGUGAGACAAUCUCAAAAAAAGUAGUCUAUAUGCUAAUAAUUGUAUUAAUUAGACUAUUCAAUUUAUAUUUAGAGAAUGUCUCAGAGUGAGAUCAUUUCACACAA